Messenger RNA from Rhododendron vialii, 4070 nucleotides. Its product is annotated as pentatricopeptide repeat-containing protein At5g40400-like. NCBI's taxonomy places the organism in Eukaryota, Viridiplantae, Streptophyta, Magnoliopsida, Ericales, Ericaceae. Bases 938 to 2851 code for a protein of 637 amino acids. Gene Ontology annotation, molecular function: protein binding. The transcript has 3 exons. The record is from RefSeq and is a predicted model, not a curated record.
UCAAAACCUACCCCUAUCAAACUCUUCAAACCCACCCAACCCACCCAACCCACCGUAGCCCUGUCAAACUCUUCAAAACAAACAUCCCCCGCUCAUAUCCUCAAAUGCUCAAACAAACUCUCCCUAAUCCUACUGUCCCGCAAACUCCCUCAUCGCACCACGGCGUGUUGUCGCACACCAUCGCCGCCUUUUCUCGUUGAAUCCCCGCUCCGACCCGCGCCCCCCCAGUGGGAUUUUCAACGCCUAGUCUUCUAGACCUUCGAAACUAUUUGGGUUUUUCCAGAUCAGUCUCGAUUGACGACUGCGUCGGCGCCGAGUCGGGAAGGACGAGUAAAGCCGAGAGGAGCUCUCAGGGUAGAUUUCGCUCGGUAGAUUGCUUUGAUGAUGGUGUUGAUUGUUUUGGGGGGUGGUUGUUGAUUUUGUUCUUGAUCCUCCACCUAGUGAGGAAAACCCAGCCAUUUUUCAAAGUUAAACCUCUGGUACCGACUAACCUCAGUCCAUUACCCAGAAAAAGAAAAGCAAGCUACUGUUGAGCUAGCUAUAUCCCUAGUUUGGUUAAUUGGUACCCGGAGCUGAAAUUAUGGGUCUUGUUGAACUCAUUUCUGUAACUAGCUAGGCUUGGAUCGUUCAUAGGGGGAAUGGUUAUUUAAUGAGGGUGCGUGGUUUGCUGCCACAUUGCUAGUUUUAUAUUAAAAGCAUGAUUAAUUACCUACUCGACUAGUUCGGCUAUCACCUAUAGGCAGCAGCAGCACUAGUUUGCGGCGAAUCGCACUUCUCUCUUCUCAAAGAAGACAUCCAUUUGUGACAUCGGAAAAACCAGACAGUUCUUCCGGUAUUUCUUCGUUUCCCUAUCUUCUCCUCUAAUUGCUCUCGUAUAUUUUCCCUUUCAAUCUCAGUAGAGCACCUCUUUGGUUUUUGCUUUUAUUUUUGGCAGCAAAUGAAGCGAUCAUUAAUCAAUCCAAUUACCCAAAUUCUUCCAACACCAACAAACUCCUUAUUAAAUUCUAAACCAAUCCUCAGUCCCAUUUUCACAUCAAAGUUCUCGUUUUCUUCGUGGUCACCAUCAUCAAAUUCAUCUCUUCAAACCCAAACAACUUCUCUGACCAAAUCAAUCUCAAACCCACUUUACAGUUUCCUCCCUCCCACCCAAAACCCUAACAACAUAGUUGAUCUCAUUUCCUCAAAUCUUAAACAGCAUAAUACCCAUAUUUCUAUUGCCCACAAUGAUUUACAGGGGCUUGUUCCUCACCUGGGUCCCAAUGAAAUCUCAAGGGUUUUAUUGAGAUGCCAAUCUGAUUCUUCAGCAGCUCUCACUUUCUUCAACUGGGUGAAAAAUGACCUGGGUCUUGAACCCUCGACCCGUCAUUACUGUAUUAUUGUUCACAUUUUGGCAUGGUCUCUGAACUUUUCGAAGGCAAUGACGCUGUUGUCUGAGUUAGUUGAGUUGAAUAGAGGGCUUGAUGUUGAUGUUUUUCGAAGCUUGGUUGUGUGUGUGGAUGAGUGCAAUUGGGUCCCGGUCACCUUUGAUAUGCUUGUUAAGGCUUAUGUGAAAGCGGGUAUGGUUCAAGAAGGUUUGAAAGCUUUUCGGGAGAUGGUGAAGCUUGGAUUUGUUCCUAAUGUAGUUGCUUUGAAUCGUCUUUUGGAUGGACUGUUGAAGUCGAAUUGUACUGAUGAGUGUUGGGAGAUCUAUGAGGAAAUGGGGAGAAUUGGGAUACACCCGAAUACACAUACUUUUAAUAUAUUGACUCAUGUCUUCUGUAAAGGUGGAGAUGUGGACAAGGUGAAUGAUUUCUUGGAGAAGAUUGAAGAAGAAGGGUUUGAUCCUGAUAUUGUGACGUAUAAUACGUUGAUUGAUAGUUAUUGUAAGAAGGGAAGGUUGAAAGACGCGUUUUAUUUGUAUAAGAUUAUGUAUAGAAGGGGUGUGUUGCCGGAUCUGGUUUCGUAUACUGCCUUGAUGAAUGGACUUUGUAAAGAAGGCAAAGUGAGACAGGCUCAUCAGUUGUUACAUAGGAUGGUUCAUAGAGGAUUGACUCCAGAUUUAAUGACAUAUAAUACUCUUAUAUGUGGUUAUAGCAAGGAGGGAAUGAUGCACGAAUCUAGGUCAUUGUUGCUUGAAAUGGUUGGAAACAGGAUUUGCCCCGACGAUUUUACCAGUUGGAUUCUCGUAGAAGGAUAUGCAAAAGAGGGUAGGUUGCUUUCUGCUCUGAAUGUGAUUGUGGAACUUCAAAGAUUUGGGGUUUCAGUCUGUCGAGAUAUUUUUGAUUACCUAAUUGUUGCUUUGUGUAAGGAGAAUCGGCCGUAUGCGGCGAAGGAACUUCUGGAGAGAAUGUCUCAAUCUGGUCAUGAGCCUAAAGACGAAAUCUACAAUGAGUUGAUCUAUUCUCUAUGCAUGUGCAAUUUUGUUGAGGAGGCUUUACUAUUGAAAGCUGAGAUGGUUUGUAAGGAUAUGAAACCAAACUUAAUUGCAUAUAAAGCUCUUAUAAGCUGCUUGUGUAGAUCAGAUAGAAGUGUGGAGGGUGAGUUGUUAAUGAGUGAAAUGGUUGACUGUGGAAUGAAUCCAGAUAUUCAAAUUUGCAGAGUUUUGGUAUAUGGGUUGUGCAAGGAAAGGAAACUCGAUAAAGCAGAAUCUCUAGUUGGUUUAAUUGCCAAGGAAUUUCAAAUUUAUGACACAGAAUGUUGUAAUGCGCUCCUCAAGGUUUUGUGUGAGGCCGGUGAUGUUGGUAAGUUGAUGGAGCUUCAGGAUAGGAUGCUGAAAGUAGGCUUUACCCCCAACAGCCAGACGUUCAAAUAUGUGAUACAUGGAUUCUGUAAAUCUAAGACAUCAGAAAAGUGCAUGAUUCAUGGGGAAUGAAGAGAAGAAGGGAACAAGGAUCAGAAGUUUGUUUCGGUUAUGUUGUUUUGGUCGUUAAGAAAAGAAAAUGUUUCGUACACAUAUUGGAAAUGUUUUGAGAUCACUCCAAAUACGUAAGUUGCUGUUUUAAAAGGAAUACUUCUCGGGUUAAGGUAAACUUUUGGCCAUUGAGCUAGAAGAUGAAGAGUCCAGUGACUCCGAACAUUUCCAACUCAUUUGUCUUUCACAACACAUUGUUGAGCUGAGAUGGCAUUUGCAAAUGGUUAAUGCGGGCAACCCCCGGGGAUUGCGGCAGUUGUAGUGACCCGGCAACCGGGGCCUCAAGAGGCCUUGGGCCGAGGGUUCGACUCCCACCCGCAUGCUAUGUGGUCAUGGUCCUAUUUAAUACAAGGAUUUUAUAUAGAGGUCAAGUAUACCAAACUUUUGCUAAGUUACAUUAUAUGUAGGGCUUAAUAUUUUUCCUUUGAUUCUUCACUUUCAUAUUUUCCAGGAUCAACCUUCACUAUCAAGUUGUUUCUGUUUGAAUUUUGGUUCUAAUGAUGGAACCAGUAUCAACAAUAUGCACAAUGUGCCAAAGAUGUGAGCUUCUCAGCUGAGAGAAUAUGCUCUGUGGAUUGUAGAAAGACGAAAGUCUUCGCUACCUAUCUCUCAGUCUCAAGAGAUCUUCCUUGCAGCUAAAACUUUUGGGGAUGCUUCCUUCACUUGCUUCACAUCCUCUGAUGAUACCGCUCAUAGUUCAGACUAUUUUGCCCAUGCUUCAAAAGGAUGCAAAACCGUUGCAUCUUGUAGCAGAAGCACCCUUGUAAAAGGAGCUUGUGGAGUUGGAUUGGGCUUUUCAUGUCAGGAUCUUCUUACCAGGUUUGAAGCUUCUGACAACUCCAACUUGGGAAAAGAAACGUGCAAGAUCCAAGAAGUAGAAAUACUAGGAAGAAUUGUCAGGGUCUUAUCUCAGAUAAUGUGCAAGUUAUCUCCAUCUUUGGUUGAUCUUUUAGAAAGUGUAUCUGUUUGUUUCCCACUGGCUACAGAUGAUACUGAUCCAUAUUUAACAGCUGAAUCGCUGGAUGAUAACUGUAGUGGUUUAGAGGAAGAUAUAUGGGGUAUUGCAGGGCUUGUCCUUGGUCUGGGGAGUUCUAUUGGUGCUAUAUACAGGUCUGGGGCUCAUCAUGUUCAUAAGAUUAAAGCCUUCAUCAUAUCAUGGAUUUCGAAUUCUAAUCCUUUA